AUGUCUACUUUCUCGACGGCUAGCCCUACCCAUUUCCUUUGCUCCGUCUCGACUGUCUACUACAUGUACGAUAGCGAGUUUGCUCAUUCUCUCGGCUGCGUCCAUGGUGCGCUGCUCGUCGGUGCCCGCAACAUCAAUGCUGACCUCGCUAUUGCAGGAGGUGUAGUCAUACAGGCCGGAGGAGAGCGCGAGGGCGAUGGACUCAGCGACCUCGACCUUCCGCAACAGUCAGCGCUGGCGGCUAAAAGCUGUCUGGGACAGCCUCGACAUCGAUCGCACUCGACCCCUGGCUGUCGCGCUCCUCGCGGCGUCGCUGCACUGCGGCCGAGAACACGCGCCGCCGCGUCUCGUGUGUCGCCCUCACCACGAACGAACAUCCGAUUCCCUCAACUAACCGGAACUAUCAACAACGCAGAAGCCCGUGUAGCCGUACUGCCCGACGGUCGCAGGGAGCCAACUCGUACCCGUGCCCCACGCUACCUCCCCUCGACUCACAACGCACGACGACGGACACUCGCCAUUCUUCUCGGCGAGUCAUUACCGUCGCUGUCGACUCCCGCCUCUGACCCCGCUCCAGACUCCACCAAUCACCUUGCCGGCGUGCCGACACAACGCCGUUCAUGGCCCUUUUUCCGCCGCAGCGCAGACGCGAGCGGCCUGUCCUAUUCCGUGGUGAUUUCUUCGUGCAAUCGCGAUCGCCGGACGCGCGCGUGCGUCCGCUUACACGUCGAAGGACGCGUUGAGGGUGAGUACACCCCUCUCAAGUUUACUCGGAACUCGUCGGAAAUGCGGUUUGAGAGCUCACGCGGUGCUACUCGAGUAUUUGCGUGGACCCCGAACCGCCGGAGGCACGCUCGGGCUGACUCGCUGCCAAGUCUCGGCCCCAACACGACGCAUAUCGAGGCGAUCAACGCGACGGAAGAGGCGUGCUGUACCCCCGUCACCGCAAUCUGA
Messenger RNA from Schizophyllum commune H4-8, 954 nucleotides. RefSeq lists its product as uncharacterized. The record is from RefSeq and is a predicted model, not a curated record. The transcript is spliced from 10 exons. Bases 1 to 954 code for a protein of 317 amino acids. Lineage: Eukaryota; Fungi; Basidiomycota; Agaricomycetes; Agaricales; Schizophyllaceae.